UAACAUUAUCUGAAAGCAGCAUUGGUGUUUGUGAAGCUGCAUCUGUGGACUUACUUCGGAGUGUCAUGGAGCGACCACUGUCUGUGCUUGUAGCUCUUGUCCUGGUGUCAUUCUGCGAAGGUGGGAACACUCCAGAAUGUUGUCUUGGCAAACCAUGUCCCGAGUACCAAUUGGUUAAUAAAACCCAGGAUUUCGAGGAGCGUCUAUAUGUUGCCACAAGCUGGAUUACCACCACAGUCAAAACGAACAACGGACUAGGUGUCAUGGCUGCAAACUCGAAGCUGAAAAAUUACUGCAAGAAACACAACCAUGCAAGCCAAGAUGUUCCGAUCCGUGUAGACACCUGGCCUGCACUGCUCACCAUUAAUCAGGAGGGUUCCCUGUCCUGGUUUAUUCCUCCUGGUCCCAUGCCUAACAUCACUGAUGAAUCCAUCAGACUGGAAACAAGACCUGAGGCCACUGUCUACGUCAGGGUGUUUGCUCGAGCUCAAGACCUUAAGACUGGUAGGGAUACUGCAAAGGAGCUGCGUGAUGCCUUGACCAAAGCUGGGAAAACAUAUGAUCUCCAUACUUUCUCUGGGGCUGCCUAUGGAAAUUACUUAUCUUCGAAUUACCACAAUGAGGUCUGGAUCUAUGCUGCCUGAUGACAACAUGCAUCAUCAACUGAACCCAGUAAACUAUACAUCAUAUAAUUUACAUGUGUUCUCCAAUCUUAUCUUCUAAAUAAAUCCACUUCACUCUGAAGUUAAAUGCCAAACAAAAUUUUCUUUUUUUUCUCUACACUGUCAAGAGUUUGCUGUACUGUAAGGUCUUCAGAUGAUGUUUAUUGUUAUUUGGUGCUAUAGAAGUCAAAUUGAAUUGAAAUGAAGUUUCACAGGUAUGCACUGGUAAAUUCUAUGUAGUGCAUCAGUGUUUUGCUGCUGAAACAACAGACCACAGAAAUCUUCUGUUGGAUGACAAAAAACUGUUUCAGGAAUGUUGUGGUAUUUACGUACAGCCACUUUUUGUUAAUAAGUGACGAUAUUUAUUGUCUGCUAAUGCUUAUUUCUUAAAAACAUCUGGUGUUGAUAAUAUCUCUAUUCAUAUACCCUUGCCUUUUCACAAUAAACUGUUGACAAUUUUA
This is a messenger RNA of Hippoglossus stenolepis (Pacific halibut), 1123 nucleotides long. It is a transcript of the gene soul2, whose product is annotated as heme-binding protein soul2. NCBI's taxonomy places the organism in Eukaryota, Metazoa, Chordata, Actinopteri, Pleuronectiformes, Pleuronectidae. Gene Ontology annotation, cellular component: cytoplasm. The transcript is spliced from 4 exons. The record is from RefSeq and is a predicted model, not a curated record. Bases 66 to 644 code for a protein of 192 amino acids.